Messenger RNA from Microplitis demolitor, 2076 nucleotides. RefSeq names its product synembryn (gene ric8a). Lineage: Eukaryota; Metazoa; Arthropoda; Insecta; Hymenoptera; Braconidae. The transcript has 6 exons. Gene Ontology annotation, biological process: G protein-coupled receptor signaling pathway. Gene Ontology annotation, cellular component: cytoplasm. Gene Ontology annotation, molecular function: guanyl-nucleotide exchange factor activity; G-protein alpha-subunit binding. The coding region runs from base 126 to 1688 and encodes 520 amino acids. The record is from RefSeq and is a predicted model, not a curated record.
UCUUAAAUUAAAUUAGCUCAGCUGUCAAACUAUCAAAACAAUUGCAGAAUACAUAUUAAGAAUUAAUUUUAUUUAUUUAUUUAAUUAAUUGAUUAAUUAAAUUUGUUUUUUUUUAAUUAUCAACAAUGGAGUUAAUAAAUAUAUUAAAUUUAGAAGAUCUUGAUGAAAUUUCUAGGAAUUAUGAUAAAUUCUGUCAACAGAAUAUGCAGACGAUGAAGUUUCAAGAUUUAAAUCAUGAGUCGCGUGAAAAAAUUUGGAAUGGUUUAUUUACACAACUGUCAAGUGAUAAAUAUUCUAAAAUUCAUGAUAAAUGUUUACAAGUACUUAGAAUAUUAAGUCGUGAUAAAAAAGACCUGGACAUAAUAAUAAGUGAUGAAAGAUUGAAUAUCAUUAUUGAAAAAGCAGAUCUAGCUGAUCCAGUUCCUCCUCCGUAUACAAAUGUAACAGUGGAAGCAUUGAAAUUACUCUGUAAUUUAAUUUAUAACUCUCCAGGUGUUCAAAUUCAAAUAACCAAAACCAAGUGUUUAAAAAAUCUAGUCACAAGAAUAAGUUACUACAAUGAGACCGUAUCAAACGAUAUCAUGUUAUUCGAUAUGAGAAUUUUAUUUUUAAUUACUGCUUUAAAUAUUCCAUCGAGAAAUAUUUGCAAAAAUGAUUGCAAUGGAGACAAAAUACUGAUCGAUUGUUUAAAUAAUUUAUUUGACAGAUUAAAAGAUUCAAAGGAAUUAGUGGAAAUUAUUUGUGAAUUAUUUAAGGCACUUUUUAAUUUAAAUAUCGAUGCUGACGACUCUACAGAGGAUCAGAAAAAAACAAAUCAAGAAUUAGUUAGCACUUUAUAUAAAUUUCUAACUGCAGAUCACGUGCGAGCACUUGAUAGCGAAGAAUUAAAAAGUCAUAUUGUUAAUUUAUUGACUGUAGUACCAAUUAGUUGCUAUGUUUCGUUAGUACCUGAAGUGAGUAGUGACGAGCAGAAGAAGAGCAAAGAAAUUUAUCAAGACCUAGAUAUGUCAGCAGUCUGGGAAUUACUAAAAUUUUUAGACAAACGUUUAGAUACUCCGAAGAAUCUCGUCGAAAAUACUUCACCGGCAGUAACAACUUUAUUGAAACUUGCGAGUAGUAAUAGCAGCAUACGUAAAUACACAAGACAAAAAGUAUUACCGCCGUUGGAAGACGUCAUGACACGUCCUGAGGAAGGGACAACUUUAAAAGCUAAACUAUGCAAGCUCUUAACAUUUCCAAUUGUAGAAUUACGCGACAUUGUUGCGGAGUUUCUGUUCGUUCUCUGCAAACAAAACGUUGGCCGCAUGAUCAAAUACACGGGCUAUGGCAAUGCAGCGGGAAUGUUUGCUAAUAAAGGUCUUCUAGGAGGCAUACAACCUGACACAGAUUUUUCAUCAGAGUCUGAAGAAAGUGACACAGAGGAAUAUUGCAAGUACAGAGAAAGUAUUAAUCCAAUAACUGGGUGCUAUGAAGAACCAAAGCCUAAUCCUCUAGAAGGGAUGACUGAAGAACAAAAAGAAUACGAGGCAAUGAAACUUGUUAAUCUUGUGGAUCAAUUAACUGGGGAUGGAAUACUAAAGCCAUGUACAAUCGGUGAAGACGGAAAACCCAAACCAAUAGAACACGUCCUCGAAUUACAAAAAGGACUUGAUCAUAAACUUAAAGAAAAUGACAGCGAUUCGGAAUAAUCUUUAUUACAAUUCUUUACAUUACUAAUUAAAAUUAUAUUUAAAAAAUGUUUUAUAAAAUAAUAAUAAUAAUAAUAAUAAAAAGUAUAAUUGAAUAAUUAAUUUUACUUUAUUUAAAAAGAACAAAGAACAACUUUAUAAAUAAACAAUUGGCAGGAAAUAAAAAGUAUAACACUUUCCAAAAUCACAUGAAAUGUUUUACAAUUUUGGGUAAUUGUGUUAUGUGCUUUGUGAGCAUCACAAUGUAUAUAAACAUAUACACAUAUAUAAUCAUUUUAUAUACAUGUAUACAUAUUAUAUGUAUAUAAUAUAAUAUAUUUAUUGCAUUGCAGCCUAUGCGCGCACAAGAGUGUUAUGUUCCUAUCAUUUUUUUGUCCAUUUUAUUAUA